This is a messenger RNA of Mus musculus (house mouse), 4075 nucleotides long. RefSeq names its product ribonuclease P/MRP 38 subunit (gene Rpp38). The record is from RefSeq and is a predicted model, not a curated record. Gene Ontology annotation, cellular component: nucleolus; ribonuclease MRP complex; nucleolar ribonuclease P complex. The coding region runs from base 1270 to 2322 and encodes 350 amino acids. NCBI's taxonomy places the organism in Eukaryota, Metazoa, Chordata, Mammalia, Rodentia, Muridae. The transcript is spliced from 3 exons. Gene Ontology annotation, biological process: tRNA 5'-leader removal.
UCCCGGCCCGUGGGCACCCGGGUCACCGCGGGGUGGGGGUCAUCCAGAGCCCGCUCUCCCUGAGGUUCUUUCCGGCUGGUCUCAGCCGAUCCCUGCCUUCGGGGGUUUCCUUCCGUCGUGUUGUGUGAUGCGGGUACCCCUUCGUCCUCCCGAGACCGCGGGAGCUUCUCUGCUGCUGACAGCCUUUCUAGGGUCUCUUCCCAAAUCAAGGUCUCUGUGACGCGAUUCUAAUCGCGCCGCCCUUCUUGAAAGGCUCUAGAGUCACCAUCUUGUCCUUACCCAGUAUCUUCAACUCCAGCAUCUCUGUUCGGGCGAUACUGAACUUUAAUGUUCUUCUGUAAUCCCUCACUGCCCGCUUCCUUCUUGGGCUAUCUAAAGAAUUCCUUCAAAGGAGGAAUAUUUUAGAUUGCGGUUGGUUAAUGGUCGUUUUCUCCAGAGACUUCAACUAAGGCCUGUUCCUCAAGAUAACCUCACUACUCUGGCUUUAGAGUGAGCCGUUUUUAUUACUCGCAGAAGCUUUUUGCUUUGCCCAAUGCCUAAUGGCCUGCAACAGCAAGGAUAAUUCAUAAUAAUUUGAUAGAAAAAAAUGUAUGUAAGUGCUCUACCAGGCACAGUGUACGUUGAAUAAGGACAUGAGAAACCAGAGGCCUCAUUAAAUAGCCAGAAUCUGUAAUAUGGGUGAUGAGUGAAAGGAGAAAUGCUUGAGAAAUGGGAGUAAACAUUUUGAGUUUGUAAUUGGUCCUGUAGGCAGUAGCAGCUUGCAGACAUAGUUGGCAAGGUACUUGAUCAAGCUCUGUGAACCUGUUAAUAUUCAGCAUUUUAAAAAUUAGUAUUGCAUGGCGGUCAUCUUAUGUAGGCUUGGUUCUUUUUUUCAUCUCCCCUUCCAGGUUUUUGUGAAUCAGAGACAUACAUCCCAAUCUUGCAAUCCCUUGGUUGCAGAGCAUCUGUGAGUGUCCCCCAUGCUAGGCAGGGACAGUAGCUGACUUGCAGUUUGGCAAGCGUUGUGGUGGGACCAUUUGUCCCUUGCUUCCUGGUCAUUUUACUCAAAGCUAGCUACCAGCUGCUGGUCACCUCGAUAGAUUUGGACGACCUGUUCUUGAAUCUCUUAGCUUGUGAGGAGCAUGCAGCUCAUGGGGAUUGAUGGAAGCAGUUAUUAUGGAAGCAGCUAUAGCCAGUGUCUGUAGCAGUGGGCAGCACUGACAGAAUCAAGAUUGCAGCUCUUACUGGGAGUGAGUGCAACACCAUCUCCAAAGGCCGUGCAGUCUGGAGAUGCCACCUGCCUCACAUCAACAUCUCCAAAUGUUGGGCAGCUUUUUACCAGCACCUGUGGCACAGUUGACUCCCAGAAAUUCCAGCUCAGUAAGCUCUAGGAGACUACAGAAGGUUAAGCUCUGUGUGGGCAGACACAGGGGCUUCAGAGCCCACCAGCAUCUGUGUCUGGAACACCAUCUGCCCACUGCAGUAACUCAGGUUUUCAAGAUGGCUGCAGCCCCUCAGGCACCAAAGAGGGGAUCUAUUCGGAAGACUAGACCUCUGGUUGUAAAAACAUCACUAAACAACCCUUAUGUUAUUUCCUGGAGCACCUUGGAGAGAGAAGACAUACACUUUAUAUUACAGACUCUCGAAGCCAAGUUUAAAUUGAUUGGACUUCAGAAAAUUGAAGAUAAGAAGAAAAGGAAAAAAACAGCUCUUAUGAAAAAGCAAAGUUGCCGGCCAGAUAUUGAGAUUAGCGAGGAUCCAAAAGAGCCUGAUGGGGAUGUGCUGGUGUCAGGGUGGACACCUGUACACGUCAGGAAACAGCUGGUCAUUGGUGUUAAUGAAGUCACCAGAGCUCUGGAGAGGAAUGAACUGCUCCUGGUUCUAGUGUGUAAGUCAGUCAAGCCUGCCAUCAUCACCUCACACCUGAUUCAGCUGAGUCUAAGCAGAACUGUUCCUGCCUGUCAGGUACCUCAGCUCAGCGAGAGAAUUGCUCCUGUCAUUGGCUUAAAAUGUGUGCUAGCCUUGGGUUUCAGAAAGAACACCAGGGACUUUGCUGAUGAAGUAGAAGCCAUCAUUCCCAGGGUGCCCAGCUUAAACGUGCCAUGGCUUCCAGACAGAACCCAAGGUCCCACAGACAGUUUAGAGACUGAACCCUCGGAAAGCCAGGACAACGAGAUUUUGGACACGUCAUUUGAUGACCUUACAAAACUUAGUAAGAGGAAGCUUGCUGAAGGUGGACAAGCUUCAGCUGCAACAUUACAACCCCUUAAAAUAAAAAAGCUCAUUCCCAACCCUAGUAAGAUAAGAAAACCACCCAAAAGUAAAAAGUCCAUUUCCAAGUAGUUUUGUAUGACUUGUCACUAUGUCUAAUGUCUAAAUGAGCACUGAAAGAAAUAAAAUCAAAACUUACAUAUAUUCUUAGGAUCCUGCAUGGAGGUGCUUUUCUCUUUGGGUGGGGCAGAUGAAGUACAGAAAACACUCAAAACAAUGAUUAACAAAACCAAAGUUUAUUAAGACUAAUGUCCAUGCGCAUAUAAAUUCACUGCUUUAAAGGCUGGUACAAUGCUUGCUUGCAAGAACAUCAGUUUCCUACAGCACUUAACAUUUCUCUACCGAACUUGGAAAAUGGGCCACAGACAUGGUCUAGCAAGGUGGGUGAAGCAACUGAAGAAAGUCCUCAGUUGCAACGGAGAGAGAGAGAGACACUAAAUGUUAAGCAGUACACUGCCUUCAGAGCGGCAUGUCAUUUUUACUUUGUGGUAAUUUGGCUUUCUUUGUAGGUAAGCAUCAAGGCAGGCUUGGGAGAAAGGCUUAAUUGAUACAGAACAAAAGCCUGAUAAGGUUGUUUCAUAAGAAUUCUCUCCCUGCGCAUCAUCAGUUUCCUUGUAAUAUAUAACAUCUAUCAAGAGUACAUUAGGGGCAGAGCUCUAUGGCAGAAUAUGUGCUUACCAGCACAUACUAUCCCUGGCUUGAUCCCCAGCACCAAAAACAAACAAAAAUCAAAGCUAACAACUCUAAAAACAAAACCUAAGCCAGAACUUAUUACAGCAGUACUUAGCUGACAUGUGGCACGAGGACAGACAAGACAGUGAUGGGUCUUUCUGGCUGGGAGUGGAGCUGUCAGGACUUUACUAAUCCACUCUGUCUGGAAGUCAUUGUGGAAUUUAGGAGGUGAGUGGGAUAGCAAAACUUUUUCAUCCCAAGUUUUGGAUGAACUUAUGGACUGUACCACUUUGUUCCACUUGCUGACAAAUUUCCUGUUUCUGAAGGGAAGAAACCUUACAGCACAAUAUGGAUACAGAGAGCAUAGGGCAGUGUAACUUGAGAUUGUUGCUUUUACAUUUGGUUUUAACAGUUAUUUUAUAUCCAAGCAGUUGCUCUGGCUACUAAUUCUCUAAAAUACCAACUGCUCAUGUGCUUAACUUAUGAAGACAUCACCGUUAACUAUUAGUGUAUUUAAAGUUCUAUAACAACUGCAAUGUGCAAUAAACAAAUCUCUAAAGGAAUGGUUUUAACAGUUUCCUCAUGAGGUAAAUAAUAAAUAAGCCCAUGACAAAAUUCUAACCUGAAAAUUCAAUUUGUAUAAGACAUAAAAAUGAGUGCAAUAAUUGCCAAAGAGCUGUAGAUCCAGAUUGACUGACUCACUCACCUACUGCUUGACUUUCCACACAGUGCUGUAAUGAAUAGGUAGUUUCAUUUCCUGAAGGUGUUCUGUUAGAAAUGUGACAGUUGGACAUGUAUAAUGAGAAAUCUGUCCUGUGUCCAGCACUGGUCCCACUUCUGCACCACUUGUGGGGCCCAGGUGCCCCCUCUCGUGGUAAUAUCAGGAAUGGCACAAUUUGUGGCCUAUUUAGGACCUGUCCACAAGAGGCCAGAGAGCAAACAUUUUAACUUUGCAGGCAAUACAUACAGUCCAGUCUGUCACAACUACUUGAUUUCCCUUUGUAGCAUGAGACAACCAUAGUUAGGACAUAAUGAAGAUAUGUCUGUAUUCUGAUAAAAUGUUUGGAUUUCCUAAGAUUUGCAUGCUACAAAACGUCAAUUCUUUGGACUAUUUCCCCCAACGAUUUAAAAAAAAAAAAAAAAAAAAAAAAAA